GUGCGAGCUCAGUGCGAAUCGUGCUCUGCACGAGUGUUCGUCCAGUCUAAUCAGAAGGGUAGUGAAACUUAACCGCACGAGGACACUGAGCGUCUACAGAUAAGGAAAAAUGACGGAAAGACAACCGAUUUACAAAUUAAUCUACUUUAACGCUCGUGGUCGUGCCGAGCAUAUCCGCUAUAUAUUUGCAUACGCUGACAUUGACUAUGUCGACGAGAGAAUCCUCAAAGAACGCUGGCCUGAAUUGAAGAAAUCAAUGCCUUAUGGAAUGCUGCCAGUGCUGGAGAUAGACGGGAAACCGAUAGCGCAGAGUAACGCGGUAGCAAGAUACUUGGCGAGGAAGCACAAUCUAACCGGUAGGAACGAAUGGGAGGCAAUGAUGUGCGAUGUGCUCGUCGAUACUCUUGGAGAUUUAAAGCAAUUUAUAUCUCAAUAUCGUACCGAGGAAGAUCUCUUCAAAAAAGAGGAGAAAAAGAUGAAAUUGCUGAAGGAAACAAUACCAUUUUAUUUGAACAAGUUUGAACAUAUUAUUAGUGAAAAUGGAGGUUACACCGUUGGUACGACCACGACAUGGGCAGAUUUUGUUUUCGCAGUAGCUCUUGAAAAUUUCGAGAAUAUUUUUGGAACAAUGGCUUUAGAAAAUUAUCCAGGUCUUCGUGCAUUGAAAAAAAGAGUUCACGAAAUACCUAGUAUUGUUACUUGGCUAUCUAAACGACCACAUACGGAAUUUUAAAAAUGUUUGAAAUUACACGAGGAAAAUGGUGAAUGAUAAUAUGUCUAUGUAUAUUUUGUGUAUAUAUUUCGUCAAGUAUUAUUGUGUUAGCCAACACAAAAUUACAAAUAUCUUUAACAAGUUUA
Apis dorsata (giant honeybee) is the source of this 858-nucleotide messenger RNA. RefSeq names its product glutathione S-transferase-like. The record is from RefSeq and is a predicted model, not a curated record. Gene Ontology annotation, molecular function: glutathione transferase activity. Gene Ontology annotation, biological process: glutathione metabolic process. The transcript has 5 exons. The coding region runs from base 110 to 733 and encodes 207 amino acids. Lineage: Eukaryota; Metazoa; Arthropoda; Insecta; Hymenoptera; Apidae.